Acaulospora colombiana is the source of this 603-nucleotide messenger RNA. The record is from the annotation of a GenBank genome assembly. Lineage: Eukaryota; Fungi; Glomeromycota; Glomeromycetes; Diversisporales; Acaulosporaceae.
AUGCAGGGAAUUAUCAACCGACGCCUUUCAUUAUUUAAGGCAUUAGCCAAAGAAUCCGAUGGUCGAUUGAAGGUGCUAGCAUCUGAAAAGGAUCAGGAAAUAUUUAGACGACUGGGAAAAGAAAAUUUGACUGUGCAUCCUUGGGAAGAAGUUCAUCCUUCACUGUUCGCAAUAGUUCACGUGUCUAACAAGUAUCCGGGCAUGAGGAUGAUAAAGAAUUACCUAAAUCAGUUUCACGAGCGAACCGGAUUUCAGUCGUUUGGUCGAGUGCGGAUGAAUUUGAUUACUCCCGCUUAUGUGGCCGAGAAAUUGUCGGCAUCGGUAGGUGACACCAAAAGAUGCAGGUCAAGCUUAUUGAGGGAAGCAUUAACCGACUUGGAUAUUUUGAGACUGAUUCCGAACGAUGUUUUUGCUCCGAAAGUAGGGGCCGGUGCUGAAAACCUAAACAUCAAUUUAUCGUUUGACGCGCGUGCCAGGGUGUUGGACAUGACGGUGGAUCAGUUCGUGGAAUUGGCGUAUCAUUUUGAGAAAUGGCCAUUCAAGCCAGCAAAUUUCGACGUUAGUGCCAUUGACCCGGACUUUAAACAUCGUAAAAGAAUGUAG